Lolium perenne is the source of this 1564-nucleotide messenger RNA. NCBI's taxonomy places the organism in Eukaryota, Viridiplantae, Streptophyta, Magnoliopsida, Poales, Poaceae. The record is from RefSeq and is a predicted model, not a curated record.
CAAGCCCAAAGCCCAAACUUCCAGCUCCAGCUUCCGUCCAUGGCGCCCUCUGCUCUGCUCCGCGCCGCCGCCGCCGCACUCCGCCGCCGCGCCCGCAUCGCCGCCCCGCUCCAGUCCAUCUCCCCGCUCACCCACACCCUUACGCCUCCUCCCUUUCCUUUUCCCUUUCCCGAUCCCACCCCUAUCCCCGCUGCCCGGCAGCACCUCAUCACCCUAACCCGCCGGCCAUGCCCGAACCCUCCCUCGGCGGCGGCAUCCUCCUACUACGUCGACAGGAUCCUGCUUCCCAGCACAUUCUCGCGCCCUCACUCCACCGACGAGGGGAAGGAGGACGGCGUCCCGGCGGCGGCGUCGUGGGUGGAGAGGCGCCUGCCAGAGGCGGCGCGCCCGUACGCGAUGCUUGCCCGCCUCGACAAGCCCAUCGGCACCUGGCUCCUCGCCUGGCCCUGCAUGUGGUCAAUCGCAAUAGCGGCUAUGCCGGGGGAGCUCCCUGACUUGCAAAUGUUGGGAUUGUUCGGGUGUGGAGCUAUCCUUCUCAGGGGGGCUGGUUGCACAGUGAAUGAUCUUCUCGACCGCGACAUUGAUAACAAGGUUGAGCGCACCAAAACCAGGCCUUUUGCUUCAGGUGCUCUAACCCCUACCCAAGGAGUGUGCUUCCUCGGAUCACAGCUACUGCUGGGAUUGGGCAUUCUUCUCCAGCUGAACAACUUUAGCCGUGUUCUUGGGGCAUCUUCUCUUCUUUUGGUGUUUACUUAUCCCCUGAUGAAGAGGUUCACAUUUUGGCCUCAGGCGUUUCUUGGCUUGACCUUCAACUGGGGAGCUUUGUUAGGAUGGGCUGCUAUCAAAGGAAGCCUAGACCCUGCAGUCAUCCUUCCACUGUAUACUGCCGGUAUAUGCUGGACAUUGGUGUACGAUACCAUAUAUGCACAUCAGGACAAAGAAGAUGACCUGAAAGUAGGUGUUAAGUCCACAGCAUUAAGGUUUGGAGAUUUGACCAAGCAAUGGAUCAGUGCCUUUGGUGCUGCAUCGAUUGGCAGCUUGGCGCUCAGUGGCUACAAUGCUGAGCUUGCAUGGCCCUACUACCCUCUUCUGACAGCCGCAGCUGCACAGCUGGCAUGGCAGAUUUCAACAGUCGACUUGUCUAACCGCGCAGACUGCAACAGGAAAUUUGUGUCAAACAAGUGGUUGGGAGCUCUGGUAUUCUGGGGGGUUGUUUUUGGGCGACUUACAUCAUGAUACAUUUUUUAUAGUUCUGAUAGAACCAAUACAUUUCUGUGGCUAUACAAUUUAUUUAGGGUCUACUGCAGACUGAACAUAUUUUUUAUGUUCUAGGAAGGUUUUCUCCUAGGCAUCCCAGGGCUUUAUUCCACAUUCUGAGGAUUCAGAGAAAACACAUUGUUGUAAAACACAUUGUUGUGCAUUGAUGUAAUCGACAGCAGCGAGCUCCGCGUCGAAAAGCGAAGCGAGCCAUUGAUGUAAUUAUUCUGAUAUAUGAACUCUCCAUGACACAAUAUCAUGAUCAGUGAUACUCCUUGAGGAACAAAAUUACGAUUCGGUCGAAACA